AUGAGGACCUCGUCUUCCAUCUUGCUCCUUGCAGUACUAGCCGCGUUCCUAGCCAUGGUCACUGCAGCGGAGGACAGAAACGACGAGAUGCGUAGUGGAGACGUUCGCGACCACCAAUGGUCCGGCAGCAGCGGCGGCGGGUCGAGACCUCAGCCGCCACCGCAUCGGUCACAGGCCUCCCGUUCGAACAGCUCCACGUCGGCGUCCUCCCCCAUCCAUGGCGGGCCCGGCGGCGAGGCCUACAAGACAGCGGAUGAAGCUGCAUCCGCAGCGGCGUCGGAAGUAGAAGCAUGUGGGGACAACGCGGGAAAUGCGCAGUGCUGUGACCCUUGGGACACGGACCCAUCCGCCAUGGAUCUGCUGCUGCUAAGGGCCGAGGAGCAGCGCAACAAAAGCCCCACUCCGGCACACGCCACCCCUGCCAGAAAGGGGCAGCAGCCGCGCGCAGGUCCACUCCACCCGGCGCCGCCAUCGCCAUCGCCCCCGGGAGUGUCAGCCACACCAGGCCACAAGGGAGGCACCGCAAGACAGCCCCCACCGCAGGACGCCCACCGCCCGAAGCCACCACCGCACCAGGGGAGCAGCCGCAGCGCCCCGGUAUUCUCCAGUACCCAGCAGCAACCAGUCCCAACACCCCAUGGUUCCAGCAGCAGUGGCGGUGGCAAUCCCACAACCCCGACUUCCGCCGCCAGAGAUCACGACCCAGUGUUCAGGCAAGCGUCAGCGGCCAUUGACCGGAGCCAUCCACCACCAUGGUCGCCCACCUCGGGGAACGCCCCCACCGCACCCGCCGGGGACGUCGCCGUCAAGCGCAGCACCCACCAAGGCGUCAAGGCGCUCCCCCCAGGGUCAGCGCGGCGCCCAAGGCACAGCGGCCACCGCAACGAAGCGCCGCCCCAGAAUGGCUCCGACGAUGCCCUCCAGCCACCCAGAGCACCACCAUCCGCGGACAGCCUCCCAAGCUACCUCUGUGACAGUCCCCGAAAGCCUGAGAAGAGGGGAAGACUGGCAGCACCGCCCGCAAAAAUCAACGGAGCAGCCUUCAAGGGAAUCUUCCCAACCCUGCCCGAAACCGACAGCGCUCAGCGGCAGGACAAUCGACCACAAACCCGCGACCAGAGCGCUACAGUCAGUGCCGAACCCCCGAGGAGCUGGUUGCGCGCUGGACGGUCUUGA
Dermacentor silvarum is the source of this 1176-nucleotide messenger RNA. Its product is annotated as basic salivary proline-rich protein 1-like. The record is from RefSeq and is a predicted model, not a curated record. The coding region runs from base 1 to 1176 and encodes 391 amino acids. NCBI's taxonomy places the organism in Eukaryota, Metazoa, Arthropoda, Arachnida, Ixodida, Ixodidae. The transcript is spliced from 4 exons.